UUUGAAUCCUUCUUCAAGAGCGAGCGUUUCAGGUUCCGAAGGCUCUUUCUUCUCCGCUCUCUCGUUCUCGUCGUGUUCAUCGUUUUUUCCUCUUCGGAAAUCCAUCAGCAGAUUGAAGAUGGCAGAUGGUGAAGAUAUCCAGCCUCUUGUCUGUGAUAAUGGAACUGGAAUGGUCAAGGCUGGGUUUGCGGGUGACGAUGCUCCAAGAGCUGUUUUUCCCAGCAUUGUAGGCCGUCCACGCCACACGGGUGUGAUGGUUGGAAUGGGCCAAAAGGAUGCAUACGUUGGUGACGAGGCUCAGUCUAAGCGUGGCAUCUUGACUCUUAAAUACCCAAUUGAGCAUGGUAUUGUCAACAACUGGGAUGACAUGGAGAAGAUAUGGCAUCACACUUUCUACAAUGAGCUUCGUGUUGCACCUGAAGAACACCCAGUGCUUCUCACAGAAGCGCCUCUCAAUCCAAAGGCCAACCGUGAGAAGAUGACCCAGAUCAUGUUUGAGACUUUCAAUACCCCAGCCAUGUAUGUGGCCAUCCAGGCUGUUCUCUCCCUGUAUGCCAGUGGCCGUACAACUGGAAUUGUGUUGGACUCUGGAGAUGGUGUCAGCCACACGGUUCCCAUCUACGAAGGUUAUGCUCUUCCACACGCAAUCCUGCGUCUGGACCUCGCAGGACGUGACCUCACUGAUUACCUCAUGAAAAUCCUGACCGAACGUGGGUAUUCCUUCACCACCACGGCUGAACGCGAGAUUGUGAGAGACAUGAAAGAAAAGCUCGCCUAUAUCGCUCUAGACUACGAGCAAGAGCUGGAAACCGCAAACUCAGGCUCCUCGGUGGAGAAAAGCUUCGAGCUUCCGGAUGGACAGGUCAUCACCAUCGGGGCCGAGCGUUUCAGGUGCCCUGAAGUGCUGUUCCAGCCAUCGAUGAUCGGGAUGGAAGCUGCUGGAAUCCAUGAAACCACUUACAACUCGAUCAUGAAAUGUGAUGUGGAUAUAAGGAAGGAUUUGUAUGGGAACAUUGUGCUGAGUGGAGGAACCACCAUGUUCGGAGGAAUCGGUGACAGGAUGAGCAAAGAGAUCACGGCUUUGGCGCCGAGCAGCAUGAAGAUAAAGGUGGUGGCUCCGCCUGAGAGAAAGUACAGUGUCUGGAUCGGUGGCUCUAUUUUGGCUUCACUCAGCACUUUCCAGCAGAUGUGGAUUGCGAAAGCUGAGUACGAUGAAUCUGGACCGUCGAUCGUGCACAGGAAAUGCUUCUGAUCUUCUUUGAUAUCACAACAACGUCAAAAGAUUUCAGAAAGAGAGAAGAAAUUAACGACACAGUUUUUUGUUUGUUUGUUUUCAUAUAUUGCGUGUUUGUUUUUUAUUUUAUUUUUUCACUCGUUUUCUUAUGUAAUUUUGCUUCCAAAAGUUUUUUUCCUUGUCCAGUUCAUUCGGCGCCCUAUUUCACAGCUUCUCUAAUACAUUUAGUACAAUACAUACACCAUUUCCUUA
Messenger RNA from Tarenaya hassleriana, 1486 nucleotides. RefSeq names its product actin-12-like. Gene Ontology annotation, cellular component: cytoplasm. The record is from RefSeq and is a predicted model, not a curated record. The transcript has 5 exons. Bases 119 to 1252 code for a protein of 377 amino acids. NCBI's taxonomy places the organism in Eukaryota, Viridiplantae, Streptophyta, Magnoliopsida, Brassicales, Cleomaceae.